Rubroshorea leprosula is the source of this 1495-nucleotide messenger RNA. Lineage: Eukaryota; Viridiplantae; Streptophyta; Magnoliopsida; Malvales; Dipterocarpaceae. The record is from the annotation of a GenBank genome assembly.
GGUUGGCAUAUUUGAUAUUUUGAUCAUACGCUGACAACCAUAAACUAUAGUUUAGGUAAUUGAACGCAAGAUUCAUAUGAUGCCGGAGUCAUAUUUAUAAGUAAAAAUUUUAAAAUCCAUCAAGCAGCUGGUGCUGCUUAUGGUGCUAGAAUACAAGCUACUAGAAUUUUGAACACAUCCCUCAUCUGCAUAAAACUAUCAAUCACAUUUUCCAGCAGCAAGCAUGCCAGCAGCAUCAGGAGACAAUUGGAACCUGUAUACCCAUUAACGAGGAAUGUAGAGAAAUGGAUGCAAAUUAUAAUUUCAAUGAUUGUACACCAGAUAGGUAGUAGAUUACUGUCAAAAAAAAAAUCAGCGGCUACCUGAAGGAUCAUGAUCAAGACCUUGAAGGACUGUGACCAUCACCCUUUGGCCUGCUUGACCUCGGUGCAUGGUCCAUCUCAUCAUGGGGACCCCAACCACUCCCCCUUGGACUUGGGGACCUAUAGCUUGACCUAUAUUCCCUCUCAUCACGUGGAGAAUACGACCUUGAAACUGAUCUAGAACGCCUGUGAGAGUGAUAAUCAUCUUUCACUACACGAUCUCCUGAAACAGAUCUAGAUUGCCUGGGAGAGUGAUAAUAAUCUCUUACUCGAACCCUGUCUCAAGUAUUAACAGAAGACAGACGUUAGAAACUUUAGCUUGACUUACAUCACAUGUACAAAGACUACUAGGGGAAGAUACAAUCAGCUCAAAGAAUUACCACUAGAAACAAUGCAUUAAAAAGUGAAACACUUCACAAACCCUGUGUGAAUAAAACAGAUGACACACUAAGCGAGGCAAAAUUUUUAGCCUACAUUCUCAUACAAAUCAAUUAAAUAAAAUAUUGACUACUAUUACCUGCACCUUCCAGGUUUCAUAACAAAAUUAUAAGAGCUGGAACCAAAUAUUGUGAGAGUUAAGCUCUCUAAUGUUGUGCUGGUGGAUCAGCAUCUGACUCCAUAGCUCUAUGCCUCAACUUUCUAUAACCUCAUAUUAUCUUUUUUCUUGGACAAUGCCAACAAACUUCUACCAGUAAAACUUUGAUAGCCUUCCAUUGUAUGAAGAUGAUUCUUUCUUUGACCAAAGAUAAGCUCUAUGUUCUUUCUUAACUGGAUAGUAUAUGCAAAAGAAGAUAUUAAGCUUAACAAAUUUCUUAUCAAAAGAUUACUUAAAUGUUAAGAUUAAAUGGAAAACAUUAGGUACCCCUCUGACUCUUUUGAUCCCACAACAAGUUUAGUCAGUCAGUUCUUUCAAUGACAGCAUGCCUCACAAACCAAGAGUAAAAGAAUAGGAUUCCUCGCAAUUUGUGGACAAUAUCUGGUGAAGAUGGAAUUUGACAACACUAAUGGAGAAGCUUUGACAGAAAGAUAAUCAUGUCCAUCACUUUAUGAUCACUUUUCUCUUUAAUCUUUAUUUACCCAGAAGUCUUUAAAGUCUCCCUCUUUUCACUUUACUAUCUGCAUAAACAAGGCCA